Numida meleagris (helmeted guineafowl) is the source of this 2060-nucleotide messenger RNA. Its product is annotated as myosin heavy chain, fast skeletal muscle-like. The record is from RefSeq and is a predicted model, not a curated record. Lineage: Eukaryota; Metazoa; Chordata; Aves; Galliformes; Numididae. The coding region runs from base 476 to 1588 and encodes 370 amino acids. The transcript has 30 exons.
GAAGCUGGGCGAAGCCGCGCGCUUUCUGCAGCUCAAGUGAGGGAUUUCUCUCUCGGUGGGGCUCCUUGGGGGGGAAAUCCUAGGGGGGAUCACCUGCUCUGCCCCGCAGCCUGGCAGGAGCACUGGCACUGCCCAAGGUGGUGGGGGCUCCGCUCAUGAAACUCACGUUCCAGUGACCCCAUCCCCUCCUCCCCUGGUGGCUGGAACCCUCUGGGUCCCUUUCUUCUCCUACAGCUUCUUCCCUCAUUUUCUUCACAAACCUUUUCCCCUAUCUUCUUUCCAAAUCUUCUUCCUCAUCUUCUCCAUCAUCUCCUCAUCCAUCUCCUUCCCCGAUCUCCUUCCCCUAUCUUCUUCUCUCAUUCUUUUACCCAUUUUUUACCCAUCUUCUUCCAUAUCUUCUCCAUCAUCUCCUUCUCAGUCUCCUUCCUCUCUCUCCUUUCCCCACCUCCUUCCCCCCUUCUCUUCUCCAGCACAGAUGCGCAUCACAUCGGGCUGCAACCACCCCACUUCCGCACUCCCCUGGAGGAGCCUCCUGCCUCAUCUCCUGGCUCUGCUCCUCCUCCGCCCGGGAUCAGCCCAGCUUGGGAUGGUAGCACCCAGACCCCGUGUCACUGCCAUCGUGGGACAGGAUGUCGUGCUGCGCUGCCACUUGUCCCCUUGCAAGGAUGCACGGAGCUCAGACAUCAGAUGGAUCCAGGACCGGACGUUUGAGGUUGUGUACCACUACCAAGAAGGAGUGGACCUGGAGCAGAUGGAGGAAUAUAAAGGGAGGACAGAACUGCUCAGGAACGGUCUCCCUGAUGGAAACCUGGAUUUGCGCAUCACUGCCGUGAGCUCCUCCGAUGGCGGCACGUACAUCUGUGCUGUGCAGGACGGUGCUGACUAUGCAGAAGCUGUGGUGAACCUGGACGUGUCAGAUCCCUUUUCCCCGAUCAUCCAUUCCUGGAAGGUGGCUCUGGCUGUGGUCCUCACACUUCUGCUUGGGUCAUUUGUCAUCAUUGUUUUUCUGCAUAGGAAGGGAGCGGCACAGAGCAGAGAGCUGAGGAGAAAAGAUGAAGAGUUGGCGGAACAAAGUGCAAUAUCAGAGAGAAGGGAUGCGAAGUUGGUGAAAGAAGCUGCAAAACUGGUGGUAGAAAUUGAAGAAUUGGAGAAAGGGAAUUCACAGUUGAAGAAACACUAUGAUAAGAUGGAUUUUAGUGCUGCAGAUCUGAAGAAACAAGUUGCAGAUGUGGAGGAACGAAUCGAAACAAUGGAGAAUGAGAAUUCAGCGCUGAGGAUAUGCUAUGGAACUAUCAAUACUCUUUUUACAAACCUGAAUAGGCUAACUUCAAAACUGGUGCUAGAAACUGAAGAAUUGGAGAAAGGGAAUUCACAGUUGAAGAGACAAUUUGAAAACUUGGGUUUAAGUGCUUCAGAUCUGAAGAAACAAGCUGCAGAACUGGGGGAACAAGCUAAAGAAUCGGAGAAAAAGAAUUCAAAAAUGAAGAGACAAUUUGAAAAGUUGGUGGAACAAACUGAAGCAGUUGAGAAUCAGAAUUCACUGUUGAAGGAACACUGUGAAGAGAUGGAUAAACCAUCUGCAGAAUAGAAAUGAGAGAUGAACUGCGCCUUGCAACAAACACAGGAGUUACGCUUACUGCAGGAGCUGAUUGCACAGGAUACCAACAGCAACACCAUAACGGGAAGUCACCAAGGAAAUCCACAGCGGGAACAAGAGGAGGCAGAAUUUGCACUGAGUGAGAACACCUGCAAUGCACUGCUGGGACACAAAGCUGCCUGAGGGAACACCAAACUGAGGAUGCACGACCUCCAAGUGCAAUCCAGUUGGAAGAAAGAAAUCAUAGAAAGGAAGAAAGGGGGUGGAUACAGAGAUCCUGGAAAAGGGAUGGACAUUUUAGGAAAUAGUAUGACCAUGUGUCAGGCUUUGUGGAAAUCUAAUGAACACGUAACGCUUUUGUAAAUACAAGCAUGCACGCAGAAGCAAAGGUAUAAAACUGCUUUGGGUGUUAUCCCCAUCAUCUCUUGCAGUACAAUAAAGAACACCUGGUGAUGGUAAUGGA